AUGAGAUACAGGGCAAAACUCGUCGACGACCACCAGAUUCAACAUGCCUCGUUGCAUAACCCACUCCCUUGGCAAUUGCAUACCUACGUCUGGCCUUUCCUGAUCAUCUGGCCUGCUUUCUUCGCCUUCUACCUCUCCCCCGAGCGUUAUGAUACAUACAUCCAGGGACAGGAAUGGACCUUCGUCUGGGCGGGGUCUAUCAUCACCUUCCAGUCGCUCUUCUGGUUGAUGACCAAAUGGAACAUUGACAUUAACACCCUAUUCACCACCACCCGGGCCAAGUCCAUUGACACCGCGAAGCUCAUCAAAGUGGUUCCUAUCACCAAUGCCGGCUCCGCCGAGAUCUGCACCCUUCUGAACGAGAACGCCGGUCCUAAGAAGACUCUGUCGUUCCUCUUCCAGAAGCGUCGCUUCCUGUUCUACCCCGAAACUCGCACCUUCGCGCCCUUGUCCUACGCCCUCGACGCCGAGCCCAAGCCGGCCCUCAAGACUUUCCAGCUGACCGAGGGUUUCACCACUAAGGCCGAUAUUGACCGUGUCCAGCACCACUAUGGCGACAACACUUUCGAUAUUCCCGUCCCUGGAUUCAUCGAGCUUUUCCAAGAGCACGCAGUCGCACCUUUCUUCGUUUUCCAGAUCUUCUGUGUUGGGCUGUGGAUGCUCGAUGAAUACUGGUACUACUCUCUCUUCACGCUCUUCAUGCUUGUUGCUUUCGAGAGUACAGUUGUUUGGCAGCGCCAGAGAACUCUGGUUGAGUUCCGUGGAAUGAGCAUCAAGCCUUACGACGUUUGGGUUUACCGGGAGCGCAAAUGGCAGGAAAUUACCAGUGACAAGCUUCUUCCCGGUGAUCUUAUGUCAGUGAACCGUACCAAGGAGGAUAGUGGUGUUGCUUGCGAUAUUCUUUUGGUUGAGGGCAGUGCGAUCGUCAACGAGGCUAUGCUUUCUGGUGAGAGCACACCUCUCUUGAAGGACUCCGUUCAACUCCGCCCUGGUGAUGAUUUGAUUGAACCCGAGGGACUCGAUAAGCUCUCUUUCGUGCAUGGAGGUACCAAGGUUCUCCAGAUCACUCAUCCCAACUCUAACGGCGAUUCUACCCUGAAGAACCUGGCUAGCACCGUUACCCUGGCACCAGACAACGGUGCUUUGGGUGUGGUUGUCAAGACUGGUUUCGAAACUAGUCAAGGUAGCCUUGUCCGAACCAUGAUCUACUCUACCGAGCGUGUCUCUGCCAACAACGUGGAGGCUUUGCUAUUCAUUCUGUUCCUUCUGAUUUUCGCAAUUGCCGCUUCCUGGUACGUCUGGCAGGAGGGAGUGGUGCAGAACCGCAAGCGCUCCAAGCUUUUGCUGGACUGUGUCCUCAUUAUCACAAGUGUCGUGCCUCCUGAACUGCCCAUGGAGCUAAGUCUGGCUGUCAACACCAGUCUUGCAGCUCUGAGCAAGUUCGCCAUUUUCUGCACCGAACCUUUCCGUAUUCCCUUCGCUGGCCGUGUCGAUGUGGCUUGCUUUGACAAGACUGGUACUUUGACCGGCGAGGACUUGGUCGUUGAUGGUAUCGCUGGACUUACUCUGGGUGAAGCUGGCUCCAAGGUUGAGGCUGAUGGUGCCCACACUGAAUUGGCUCAGCCAUCCGCCGCCGGAGCUAACACCACUCUCGUUCUUGCCAGUGCUCAUGCUAUGGUUAAGCUCGAUGAGGGUGAAGUUGUUGGAGACCCCAUGGAAAAGGCUACUUUGGAAUGGCUUGGCUGGACUCUUGGAAAGAACGAUGUUCUCUCCUCCAAGGGUAACUCGCCCGUCAUUUCUGGUCGCAAUGUUGAGAACGUGCAAAUUAAGCGCAGAUUCCCAUUCUCUUCGGCCUUGAAGCGCCAGAGUACUAUUGCUACAGUCACCUCCAAUGACCGCAAGACCUCCAAAAAGACCAAGUCUACAUUUGUCGGUGUCAAGGGAGCCCCCGAAACAAUCCGCACUAUGCUGGUCGAUGCUCCUCCCAACUACGAAGAGACCUUCAAGCACUUCACUCGUAACGGUGCUCGUGUUCUUGCCCUCGCCUACAAGCAUCUUUCUACCGAAACCGAGCUCUCUCAGAGCCGCGUGAACAACUAUGUUCGCGAAGAGAUCGAGUCUGAGCUUAUCUUUGCUGGUUUCCUUGUCCUUCAGUGCCCUCUGAAGGAUGACGCGAUCAAGUCUGUCCGUAUGCUCAACGAAAGCAGCCACCGUGUUGUCAUGAUCACUGGUGACAACCCACUGACUGCUGUGCACGUCGCUCGCAAGGUUGAAAUUGUGGACCGCGAGGUUUUGAUCCUUGAUGCCCCAGAGCAUGACAACUCUGGUACCAAGAUUGUCUGGCGUACCACUGAUGACAAGCUCAAUAUUGAGGUUGACCCCACUAAGCCUCUCGACCCGGAGAUUCUGAACAACAAGGAUAUUUGUAUCACUGGAUAUGCCCUGGCCAAGUUCAAGGGACAGAAAGCGCUUCCUGACCUCCUGCGCCACACUUGGGUCUACGCUCGUGUUUCCCCCAAGCAAAAGGAAGAAAUUCUUCUCGGCCUCAAGGAUGCUGGUUACACCACUCUGAUGUGCGGUGACGGCACCAACGAUGUUGGCGCUCUCAAGCAAGCCCACGUUGGUGUUGCACUUCUGAACGGCUCGCAGGAAGACCUCACCAAGAUCGCCGAACACUACCGCACCACCAAGAUGAAGGAGCUGUACGAGAAGCAAGUUUCUAUGAUGCAACGUUUCAACCAGCCAAACCCCCCUGUUCCAGCUCAGAUCGCCCACCUGUAUCCUCCUGGCCCCAGCAACCCUCACUACGAGAAAGCCAUGGAACGCGAGCUCCAGCGCAAGGGUGCGACAAUCACUGCCGGUGCCGAACCUAUCCCGACUAUCACAUCUCCCGGUGCUCAGGCUCUGCAGCAACAGAACGCGAACUCCCAGCAACAGAGACAACAGCAGGCCCAGGUCGCCGCGGCUGGUCUUGCAGACAAGCUGACCUCUUCCAUGAUGGAGCAGGAGCUGGAUGAUAGCGAGCCUCCCACCAUCAAGUUGGGUGAUGCUUCUGUCGCCGCUCCCUUCACCAGCAAGCUGGCCAAUGUCAUUGCUAUUCCGAACAUUCUCCGCCAGGGUCGCUGCACUCUUGUUGCAACCAUCCAGAUGUACAAGAUUCUUGCUUUGAACUGCUUGAUUAGCGCUUACAGUCUGAGUGUCAUCUACUUGGAUGGUAUCAAGUUUGGUGAUGGUCAGGUCACUAUCAGCGGUAUGCUGAUGAGUGUUUGCUUCUUGUCUAUCUCUCGUGCCAAGUCUGUCGAGGGUUUGUCCAAGGAACGCCCGCAGCCCAACAUCUUCAACGUUUACAUCAUUGGAUCUGUUCUUGGACAGUUCGCGAUUCACAUCGUGACACUGAUCUACCUUUCUCAAUAUGUCUAUAAGCAUGAGCCGAGAUCCUCCGAAAUUGAUCUCGAGGGUGAAUUUGAGCCCUCCCUUCUCAACAGCGCUAUCUACCUCCUCCAGUUGAUCCAGCAAAUCUCCACCUUCUCGAUCAACUACCAGGGCCGUCCCUUCCGUGAGUCCAUCCGCGAGAACAAGGCUAUGUACUGGGGUCUUGUCGCUGCCUCCGGUGUUGCAUUCUCCUGCGCUACUGAGUUUAUCCCCGAGCUCAACGAGAAGUUGCGUCUUGUUCCUUUCACCACCGAGUUCAAGGUGACUCUCACUGUUCUCAUGAUCUUCGAUUACGGUGGUUGCUGGAUCAUCGAGAAUGUUCUCAAGCACCUGUUCAGUGACUUCCGCCCUAAGGAUAUCGCUGUCCGCCGUCCUGAUCAGCUCAAGCGCGAGGCGGAUCGCAAGUUGCAAGAGCAGGUUGAGGCCGAGGCGCAGAAGGAGCAGCAGAGAAAGAUCUAA
Messenger RNA from Penicillium olsonii, 3891 nucleotides. The record is from the annotation of a GenBank genome assembly. NCBI's taxonomy places the organism in Eukaryota, Fungi, Ascomycota, Eurotiomycetes, Eurotiales, Aspergillaceae.